Molecule: messenger RNA, 201 nt
Organism: Melampsora larici-populina 98AG31
Lineage: Eukaryota; Fungi; Basidiomycota; Pucciniomycetes; Pucciniales; Melampsoraceae
Exons: 4
Coding region: 1-201 (66 amino acids)
Source: RefSeq, a predicted model, not a curated record
AUGAUGAGGCCAUUUCAACGCGCAUCAGAUGCGAGAACAACGAGUGCUAUUCGGGAAUACUUUUGUUAUACGAGUGAUCCUGGAGUCGAGAAGGAAAGAUCCACAAGAGCGGGAAUAAUUGUAGUCAUCUUGAGGAUCAAAAAAUCUUCCUCAACUUUAUAUUUUAUUUUUGUUGAUUUAAUCGGAAAUGUUGCUGAGUAG